CCCUCGCGGCAGAGGGAGGCUGUGUCACCUGACCAGGACUCCGGAGGGGCAAUGGCGGCGCCCAUGCUACGCGGGUGCUGCCCUGGAAGGCGUUGGGCUUUAGCCUGCAUUGACCACAGUUCUCGCCACGGAAGAGGGGCCCCGACAGGGUCCAGGUGCAGCGGGAAAAGGGGGCAGAGCUCAGUGGCCCCGCAGCACCUCGCCACGGCCGGGAAGCCGAGGAAAGGUGAGCACGAAUGGGCAGCUGUGGUAGGCCUGGAAGUUCAUGCCCAGAUCUCCUCCAACUCUAAACUCUUCUCUGGAUCUCAAGUCCACUUUGUGGCACCUCCAAAUUCCUUGGUAUCAUUUUUCGAUGCAUCUCUGCCUGGAACUUUGCCGGUUCUCAACAGGAGGUGCGUAGAGGCGGCAGUGAUGACAGGCCUGGCCCUGAACUGCCGCAUAAACAAGAAGUCCUUGUUUGACAGGAAGCACUACUUCUAUGCCGACCUCCCUGCAGGCUACCAAAUCACCCAGCAGAGGCUCCCGAUCGCUGUGAACGGGAGCCUGGCCUACAGCAUCCGUGUGGGCGCGAAGCGGAGUCAGGUGAUCAACAAGACGGUGAGGAUCAAGCAGAUCCAGCUGGAGCAAGACAGUGGCAAAAGCCUCCACGAUGACCUGCGGUCUCAGACGCUCAUUGACUUGAACAGGGCAGGAGUCGGCCUUCUGGAAGUGGUCCUGGAGCCGGACAUGUCCUGUGGAGAAGAGGCGGCCACAGCCGUCAGGGAGCUGCAGCUGAUACUUCAGGCCCUGGGGACCAGCCAGGCCAACAUGGCAGAGGGCCAGCUGAGAGUGGAUGCCAAUAUAUCUGUGCAUCGCCCUGGGGAGCCUUUGGGCGUUCGAACCGAAGUGAAGAAUCUCAACAGUGCCAGGUUCUUGGCCAGAGCCAUAGAUUAUGAAAUUCAGAGGCAGAUCAGAGAACUUGAGAACGGAGGUGAAAUUCUGAAUGAAACUCGCUCCUUUGAUUUCAAGCUGGGGUGCACUGUGCCGAUGAGAGACAAGGAAGGAAAACAAGACUACAGGUUCAUCCCCGAGCCCAACCUGCCCCCCUUGCUGCUCUACGACUCUGAGUCUCUGCCUGCUGGCGCAGACCCGCAGCAGGUGGUCAACAUCGACCAGAUUCGGGAGCAGCUCCCCGAGCUGCCCAGCGUGACCCGGGAGAAGCUCGUGCAGCAGUAUGGGAUGCUGCCGGAACAAAGCCUCACCUUACUGAAUGAAGUUGGCCUGCUGGAGUUCUUCCAGAAUGUGAUCAAAGAAACUAGGGCAGAGCCCAAAAAAGUGACUAGUUGGGUCCUCAACACUUUUCUGGGAUUUUUAAAGCAGCAGAACCUUGCCGUCAGUGAGAGUCCCGUCACUUCGUCUGCACUGGCCGAGCUUCUCGACCUGCUGGACAGGAAGGCGAUUUCUUCAGCAGCAGCCAAACAGGUGUUCAGGGAGCUGUGGGCAAAUGAAGGGAAGACGCCAGCGCAGAUCAUCUCAGAAAAGAAGCUUGAACUGAUGCAGGACCAAGAGGCCCUGGAACAGCUCUGCCAGGCCACGCUGGAGGAACACCCCCAAGUGGUGAUGGAUGUGAAGAAGGGAAACCCCAGAGCUAUCAAUAAACUGAUCGGGCUGGUCCGAAAAGCGACUCUCAGCCGAGCGGAGCCGGCGGUGAUCAAAGAGAUGCUGGAGAAGAAACUGUCGUCGUGAGCUGGUCCGGGCCCCUCUAGGGAGGCAGUGCAGCCGUGACACUGGGCAGAGCUUUGAAACCCGACGUCCGAGAGCCUGCAGCUCCCCGGCCCUGGGCCGGGCGGAGCAGGGGCCACACCUGACCUGUGCCUUGGGUGCCGCCUCCACACAGCAGCCGCCUCGCCCCGUCUGCGUCAUUGGCGUCAAAACCGCUCUAUCUUCGCUGCAACUGCGGCUAAGAAAUAGCAUGUUCUGGUGCUUAAUAAUUCUGAACUGGAGGAAAUGCACUGUUUCAAAUGCUGUCACCGUUCUAAGAAAAAUGCAUUCUGCAGUAUUUUUAGUCCUAAAAAUAGGCUGAUGGAGAGGAAGACAACAGAAUAAAUCCACGGCGGUGUGCACAGAACGUCUGUUCAGCGAGGUCUCCUGAGGGCAGGGAAGGAGGAGAUGGGUCUCGUGUUUUAGGUGUUAGUGCUGUUCGCCCCUCCCCGAGUGCAGGUGAGGGUGCCCGUUCAACUCCCUAGGGACUCCGGAAGGCAGUGCUCUGAGAAUAAAGACAUUUUUGGUAAAAUAGACCACAGACGUUUUCAAAUAAAUUUAAUGAAUAAAAUAUAUCCUGAAAUAUCACAUAAAAAAUUAACUUACACUUCAAAGAUUGUGCAGCUGACAAUCCCCCGUCCCCCACCCUCAGGCCAAAAAGAGAUAAAAAGAAAAAUAAGCUGUAACAUGAGAUGGAUUUGUUUUGCCUGGAAAGAAUACGAUUAUGAACUGGCGUAUCAAAGUCCUGACCUUUAACAGUAAUCGUGGUGCAGUUAACGGUGUCUCCACGGCGGCGGGCCGCCUGCUCGGCAGACACGGCUCUCCCAGCACGCCGGACACCCCCUUGUUCGCAUGAUGCUUUGUCACCUCUGCCUCGCAGCGCACAAAGGCCAUUUCACAAAUGGUGUUUUUUAAAAGCACUGGCCAAAUUCUGACACGAAUAACAGCAAAAUGUUGGAAAGCCCCGAUUGUACGCUGAGUCCUUCAGCCCACUAGGAAGAGGGGAAGCAACACCAUCAGGAGCAGCGUCCCCACGGCAGCUGGAGAAGCGGACCUCCGCCCAUCGCUGCCUGGUGGGCAGUGGCCACGGCGCGUGCUCAGGACCCCUGACUGGAGUGAUGACGGAGCCGGCCCCCAUUACUGAUGCAGAGUCAGGAGGGACUGUGUCACCUCAGCCAGGAAGCCUCGUGCCCCUCCCACACUCUGUCACUUUUCUGACAACUGCUGGGCCCGGUGUGAAGUAUUUUCAUUACACAUCUUUUCGAGAGAGAGAGGCAGAGCCCCUUCUCUCUCCUCGCCCCACACGGCUCUGAAGUCCAAACGGGCAGACACAGUGCCAGGUCGGCACUGGUGGGACCACUGUUUUGCCGGCCUGGCUGCUGCUGCAUCAGAUGAUACGGAAAGCACUAGAGGAUCUUUCCAGGCUGUUGUAAAUCGGGGCUUACCCAGGUGGGGCGAGAGGCAGCCAGGGGAGAGGGCUUACCAAAACUGUUGUGUCAGGUGUAAACUGUAUUACCUACUGACCAUUUCCAGAGAAACACGCCACCACGAAAUCACUUGGUGUUUACCACGCUGAUUGUCACCCAGGUCUCACGGUUGCCUGUGGUCUUGAAAUCCUGAACAUCGAACUGCUAUGUAGUUAUAACAGCUCAUAAGAAAACAAAUCAAAUCGCAGCUCAGCUAUCUUACUUGGAACCUGACUAGAUAGUUGAAAGAUAUGUUCACAUUAUGCCCCAAGAAACUCAAGUGUGGCUCUGCUCAUACGUGGGCCUCCGUGGAAUAUGAUUUUGCUUUCUUGAAUGA
Phyllostomus discolor (pale spear-nosed bat) is the source of this 3543-nucleotide messenger RNA. It is a transcript of the gene GATB, whose product is annotated as glutamyl-tRNA amidotransferase subunit B. Gene Ontology annotation, molecular function: glutaminyl-tRNA synthase (glutamine-hydrolyzing) activity. The transcript has 13 exons. The coding region runs from base 52 to 1725 and encodes 557 amino acids. The record is from RefSeq and is a predicted model, not a curated record. Gene Ontology annotation, biological process: mitochondrial translation; glutaminyl-tRNAGln biosynthesis via transamidation. Lineage: Eukaryota; Metazoa; Chordata; Mammalia; Chiroptera; Phyllostomidae.